This is a messenger RNA of Caenorhabditis elegans, 2606 nucleotides long. It is a transcript of the gene famp-1, whose product is annotated as ILEI/PANDER domain-containing protein. Bases 5 to 2473 code for a protein of 822 amino acids. NCBI's taxonomy places the organism in Eukaryota, Metazoa, Nematoda, Chromadorea, Rhabditida, Rhabditidae. The record is from RefSeq and is marked reviewed. The transcript has 14 exons.
CCAGAUGAUAAAGGUGAAUUGGAGGCUUCUCCUAUUAUUACCACUACUACUCACCACAUUUUUAAUAUUCAAAUUUGCCACAUUGGAUGGUGAUAAUAAUCCCGAAAUUGCAAAUAUUGGUGGCGAAAAAUCAAUUAUUGGAGGUAUCGGGAAACCGAAGAGUUUGGUGGAUCAGGUCCAAGAAGAGGGUGGAGCUUCAAGUGAAUCCAAAUGCUACUACGACAAUCAGUGCACCCUACCGCAAAUGCUCUUCCGAGUACGCAGCGAAACGGAUAGUCAGCCUCCAUUUGCGUGUCUCAACGAUAUUAAGCUAUUCGACACGGAUAACAUUGGCCGCGGAAUAAAUGCGGCCAUUUUGAACGGAACAACCGGUGAUAUCAUCGAAAAAGCCACGUUUGACGUCACGGCGUCCGAUGAGAAAUUGAUGACGUGGCUUUUAAAAGUGCCCCACGCCUCGCUGCUCGUUGCCGCCUCAUUUGGUGACGUGGCAGAGCACGUCUCCCGACAAUCCCGCCAAUUGUUCGCCGCUUUCGGAGCUCAAAAAAUCGAUAAUUGGAGGGUGGGAAACGCCUACGCAAUUAUCGGACAACGUGGAAUCCGCCGGGGAGAAGCCCACGAAACUGUCGCCAAGUUUUUGGAAGAAAACACGCAGCAAAAGCUCUUUGAAGGGUGUUUUGAUCUACCGAUUGCUGAAAUUGGUGGAGAAGUUGAACUGAAAAUCGAUGGGCCGCCGGUGCAUAGAGCCGACGAAUCAAAGCUCGCGGAGCUCGGAGCAUUCGAGGCGGACUUGCUCCAACAAAACAAGGACGUCGAGUAUGGCGGAAAAUGGAAGAAUUGCGGAAUGGACCGCCCGUGUAACGAGGCCGACACAAUUCCCGUCCACUUUUUCUCCGGCGAGCACAAGGAUGAUCAUCCGAAAAUGUGCAUUGGUGGGCGGAUGCUUUUUGAUAAAGACCUCAACUCUGCCGGCCGUGGGCUUAACCUGGCGAUGUUGGAGCCUAAAACUGGGAAAGUUACUGCAGUUGCACAUUUUGACACUUAUGAGGAUGAAUCCCACGGCUUGGAAGAAUGGCUUGACGCGGUGCCGACCGGCUACAUUGUAGCCGUUGUGAGCUUCGACGAGGCCUCUAAUCAGCUGUCAGAUAUGGCUCGGCGCAUCUUUUACGAGAUGGGCUCCAGUAUGAUCGAUCGGCUCAAAUUCCGAGCUUCGUGGUAUUUCGUCGGACAGAAGGGCAUCGGCGCCUACACACCGUUUGAAGACCUGAAUAUUCCACAGGGAAAUAACUGGGCAAAUCCGAUUCAUACCUCAUUUUGUUUGCCGAAAUCUUUGCACAAAUGGGCGGGCCGCCGGGACACAUCAUCAUCGAUGACGUCAUCAGCUUCAAAUGACGUCAGAAAUUUGCCGAAACGACAUUUCUGCGCAAAAUAUGACCGACAUGAAGAGUUUUGUGGUGCCGCCAACCUUGACUCUCCAAUAAUGCCACGUCACCUCAGCGACGAACAACGCUCGUCGGACGCGAUUUUCAACGUACCGAUCCUUGUCGCGUCGGGUUUGGCACCGGAUUCUUUGAGAAUUACACUGGAAUCAUUGCUUAAUCAGGAGGGUCUGAAUACCCAAAUGGUUCUAGUCACUUAUGAUAAGGAAUACUCGGAAAAUGCGGAUUUGGUGUCGCUUUUUCAUGUGAAAAGUGUGGCGAUUCAGUCGAAUGGCAGUUAUAAUGCCCAUCUUCUGUUGUCGCUGUCGAAUGCUUUUUCCAUUUUUCCGGAUGCCUCUUCGGUGUUGGUUAUUGAAGAAGACGUGACACUAUCAACCGAUUGGCUUCACUAUUUCUCAUCAAUUUAUGAGCCGUACAAGGCGGAUUCCACUGUGGACUUGGCGCUGGCUUUUAACUCAAAUGGCUUCAUCGACACUUCUGGCGAUGGUCAAACGGUGUAUCGCAUCAAAAAUCAUCUUCCAAUUGGAUCGUAUUUAAUGAAGAGAGAUUUGUACGAAAAACAUAUUCGGUUGAGAGAAUUCUGCUGUACGGAACGUGGCAAUUGGGAUCUCCGUGAAUCGAUUUCUCUAGUGCCGGCAAUGUCACGUAUUGAAAUUCAAGUUGACGAGCUGGAAAAGAAAAAUGUUCUUUUUCGGCGGAAUCGCACCGCGACACAACAAAACUACCUAAUCAAUACGGAAUUCGAGACUUCUGAAGAAUAUUUGACACAUUUGAACCAACUUGUUCAGAAUACGAAAAAAUCGAUACCGAUCACCGAAAUCCAAUCGAUUGGAUGCGAAGCGUGGGCAGAUCAACUGGAUCGGCAACUAAAAUCGAUAUUAUUAACAUAUUCUGCAAAAUCAGAAGUCGAAUCGAUUUUCGAGUGUUGGAAAAUGUAUUGGACACCGAAAAUUCUCAGAAGUAACCGCGUCUUUAGAUUCUCCCUUCAUCAAGCCAUCGAGGUCAUCAUUGUUGCCGAUAAUCUUAAAAUUAAAUGAUUUAUCGAUUUUCUGUUUGUAAAUUUUUCGAAUUUUCCGUGUUUGUGUGAUUGAUUUUCCCCCCAUAUUUAAGAUACUGGUAUAUUAUACAUAAUUGUUUCAGUUUUAAAAUAAAAACAUUUCUUGCCACUUU